Molecule: messenger RNA, 1098 nt
Organism: Trypanosoma rangeli
Lineage: Eukaryota; Euglenozoa; Kinetoplastea; Trypanosomatida; Trypanosomatidae
Product: chaperone protein DNAJ
Exons: 1
Coding region: 1-1098 (365 amino acids)
Source: RefSeq, a predicted model, not a curated record
AUGCACAGAGCGUUGAAACACGCUAGUGUGGGCGACUGCUGCUCCACAGCGGCUGCAGUCAGGCGAGUUGUGCGAGUCCGUCGAGUGUGCGGGGAGUGUGCGGUGGUAUUUGGCGCGUUGCGGUGUGUCUCCUCGACGCACACCGUGUCCAGGGAGGAGCUCCGCGCCGCACUGCGUGCCCUUUCCCUCCCUGACGGUGCGACGGACAGCGACAUCAAAGCCCGCUUUCAGGAGCUUGCCAAAACGAGUCAUCCUGACGUGCUCCACGGCGUCAACCCUCACAGUUCUAGUGGUGAUGCCGACCCGCAGCGUGGGGGUGGUGGCAACAUGGAUGCGUCACGGAAUGAAGCAACCGCCGCAGAAAAUAUGCGGCGAGGGGUGGAGGCAUAUCGGUUGCUGCGGCGGUACAGCAGCGCGGAACGACGCAUGAUUUUGUCCUCCUUACGUGAUAGCGACGCACAUCAGCGUGCACAACGUGCAUACGAGGGUCGACGUCGAGAGCAAUCUCAGGAACCGCAAGGCGGGGACAGUGGCGCGCAGUCAGGCCGAGGACGAAACAAAACAGCUCAAUUUAAUGCCUUUCGGGAGCGCAUGGAGAGGAUGCGAGAGGAGGCCCCACCAUGGAAUCUGGCAGACCGACAACGGAGGGGAGCUAGGCAUGCGCUCUCAUUUAUGUUUGGGUCACAGGGUCACUCAGCGAAAGCGGCGAUGGAUCGUAUCUUUUGUGAGUAUCAGCGUACCGGGGGCUUGGGGGAUGGCCCAGCAGGCAACACCCGCCGCCCCCAGUACCCGCCUGGCACGUUUGCGUCGACGUCAGCCGCAUUCGCCCCGCAGGCAGAAGUGCAGUAUAUGCGAAGCAGGGAAAAAGCCCAGCAGGCCGCCGUUAUUGAUGCUGCUGUAGGGUCCCGUCUUGUGCUGGGAGUCUUUGCUUUCUUUUUGCUUGCCGUUGCGUGCAUGGUGUAUGCAACCGUGUCACGGCGGCGGGGUGCACAGUGGAAGUAUUACACGACGGAAACUCCGGCUACAUACUUCAUUUCGAAUGGUGUGGGCGAAGAGGGCAAAGAGGCGGGUGGGUGGGGGCAAGAAAAAAGGAGCUGA